This is a messenger RNA of Rattus norvegicus (Norway rat), 1941 nucleotides long. The record is from RefSeq and is a predicted model, not a curated record. NCBI's taxonomy places the organism in Eukaryota, Metazoa, Chordata, Mammalia, Rodentia, Muridae.
UGAGCUGGUGGCGGGAGGGUGAGCUGCUAGGCUGACAGAAAGGCCGGCCAGAGUGGGGGCCGCUCCGCUGCCGCUGCCGUUGCCGCCGCCGCUGUAAUGCGAAGCCCGAGCUGCGCCCAGCGGUGGAGUCAGAGCCGGGGCGCGGGAGCAGGAGCUGCAACAUCAGCACCAGCGGCGGCGGCGGCGACGGCGGCGGCGGCGGCGGCGGCGGUACCUGCAGUAGCUCCCGGGCCCCGCGCUUUGCUCUACGCCCCGCGGCGCCGGGAGCCGCCGCCCCGCGUUCUCAAUGGAUGUCAAGGCGGCCCCCAACGGGGUGGCCACCAUCGAGGACCGGAUCCUGCGGAUUACUGGCUACUAUGGCUAUUACCCGGGUUACUCCAGCCAGAAAAGUACCUCCAGAUCAUCAGUGACUCGAUGCAAGCCAGGACCCAACUGCCCCAGCUCACACAGCAGCAUCAGCAGGCAACUGUCCCCUCUGUCGGUCACGGAAGAUUCUGCCGCUCCUAUUCUUGAGCUUCAGAGCAGAGGAUCCUCCGGGGUUUGUGGUCGAAGAGUGGAGAGACAGAACAGAUCAGGGGAUGAUGGGGCACAGAAUCACCCUGAGAGCAGCAGCCAAGAAAACGGACUCAAGGCGCGCUGCCUGUCCUGCACGUCUGUGGUUCUGAAGACCAUCUGGGGACUCUUGAUCAUCCUGUCAGUGUCGUCAUCUUGGGUUGGAACCACACAAAUUGUAAAAAUCACUUACAAGAACUUUUACUGUCCCUUUUUCAUGACUUGGUUUUCAACAAACUGGAACAUUAUGUUCUUCCCAGUCUAUUACUCCGGCCAUCUGGCCACGGCUCAAGAAAAGCAGUCGCCAAUGAAAAAAUUCAGGGAAUGCAGUCGGAUCUUUGGUGAAGAUGGCCUGACACUGAAGCUCUUUCUUAAAAGAACUGCUCCCUUUUCUAUUCUGUGGACUUUGACAAAUUACCUGUAUUUACUGGCUUUAAAGAAGCUGACAGCCACUGACGUCUCUGCUCUGUUCUGUUGCAACAAAGCCUUUGUCUUCUUGCUGUCCUGGAUUGUGCUGAAGGACAGGUUCAUGGGAGUACGGAUCGUCGCAGCAAUAAUGGCAAUUACCGGCAUCGUCAUGAUGGCGUACGCGGAUAAUUUCCAUGCUGAUUCCAUCAUCGGUGUGGCAUUUGCUGUGGGCUCAGCCUCCACAUCUGCACUGUAUAAGGUUCUGUUUAAGAUGUUUCUGGGCAGUGCCAACUUUGGUGAAGCUGCACACUUUGUCUCUACCUUGGGGUUCUUCAAUUUGAUCUUUAUCUCCUUCACGCCCAUCAUCCUGUAUUUCACCAAGGUGGAGCACUGGUCCUCCUUUGCUGCACUGCCCUGGGGCUGUCUCUGUGGGAUGGCAGGACUAUGGCUAGCAUUCAACAUCCUGGUAAACGUUGGAGUGGUCCUGACAUAUCCAAUCCUCAUCUCCAUUGGAACAGUACUCAGUGUUCCUGGAAACGCAGCUGUGGAUCUCCUGAAGCAAGAGGUGAUAUUCAAUGUGGUCCGCCUGGCUGCCACCAUCAUCAUCUGUAUCGGGUUUCUUCUGAUGCUACUGCCGGAGGAGUGGGAUGAAAUUACUCUGAGAUUUAUCAACAGCCUGAAGGAGAAGAAGAGCGAGGAGCAUGUGGAAGACUUGACAGAUGUGAGUGUGCACCUGAGGAGCAGAAGCAGGGUCAACGGGACAGUGUCCCUACCGCUGGCUUGAACAGAAACGACCCCUGGAUGCACGUGUGUGUAUAUUCUGUGAAUAUAAAAUUUUCUCACUACCUGUACAUUCAAAUGACACUAUCAACUCCGAGUUUAAAUAAACCAUAUGUGAAAUAUCACCAAGAAUAAAAGUUUACAUUUAUAUGCAUAUCAAGGAACUGAUGUAAAUAAUCAUAAUAAAAUUUUUUACUAAAA